Messenger RNA from Tremella mesenterica DSM 1558, 1653 nucleotides. RefSeq lists its product as uncharacterized. Bases 1 to 1653 code for a protein of 550 amino acids. Gene Ontology annotation, cellular component: mannan polymerase complex. The transcript has 7 exons. Lineage: Eukaryota; Fungi; Basidiomycota; Tremellomycetes; Tremellales; Tremellaceae. Gene Ontology annotation, biological process: protein N-linked glycosylation. Gene Ontology annotation, molecular function: alpha-1,6-mannosyltransferase activity. The record is from RefSeq and is a predicted model, not a curated record.
AUGUUACCUACCAUUCACAUCCACGCUUCCUCUGACCCUGGUCCAUCCAAACUAUUCUCCUUACCAUCUAUCUCACUCUUCCGCUCAAGCGAGAAACAACCUUCGAUCUCCAGCACUAGCGUGAACAUGAGUAUAGGACAUUCAGGUGCUAUCCUCCCUGGAGCACCACAUUUGCCAUUACGAAGAAGAAGGAUGGUCACACAGGGUGUGGCAGUCACGGCUUUGUUAAGCUUGUGCUUGUUGUGGUUCACAGGAGGAGCUGGAAUGGGGACGUUGUUAGCCCCCCCGAAACCUGAUUGGACGGUUGAGCAAAUACCACCCGGCAGAGUCAUAGAUCCAGAAAUAGCAGCCCAUUUGGGGAAACCCAAGGGACCUCCAGAAUUCACAGGAUAUCCUAUUCCCUCUCCCGACCUUAGUUUAUGGGGUCUAGAUCUCCGUUCUGAUCGAUUAUUAGCUGGUAUAUCACCUUGGCCACCAAAUCCAGCCGUUGAAGAAAGUCAACCGGCUUUAUCGUCUCUGGGACAUUUCGCGGAUAACAUAUAUAAACAUGGGCCAUUGGAUUUGGAAACGUACUCUACGCAAUUGAGAGAAUUCGCAGAGGUCGCCUUUCCCCGAAAUAUAGCUGAGGAGUUGAAGAAGGGAAUAGAGAUGUACCUCGGGGAAGGGAGAGGAGAUAAGGAGAUUGACGAGAAUGUUCCAGGACCUGAAGCUUGGGAUAAACAGAAAUUUAUGUGGCAAACGGAUAAAGAUGAGAGACGCGAGCAAAGUGUGACGGUGGCUUCGUGGACUGGGAGGACGAUGAAGGAUGAAGGAUGGAACUGGGAGUUGAUGACGGAUCAAGAAGCAGACCAAUGGAUGCGCAAAAAACUUCCUGACUCGCGAAUAGAAUUGAUGUGGACCAGUCUCCCCACCGGUAUCCUCCGUUCGGAUAUGAUACGAUACUUACUUCUGCUCAUACACGGAGGUAUAUAUUCCGAUACCGACACGGCCCUCCUCAAACCUCCUUCAGACUGGGGUAAAGGUGCCCGGUUGUGGCGUGACGGACUCGGUUGGAUAGGCGAUGCAGACAAGGCUAGGAUAGAUGCAGGGGAGGAAGUGGAUGAUGUGAUUGGAAAGCCAAGUGUCGUGGUGGGUAUUGAAGCUGAUGUAGGGGAUAGAUCAGAUUGGUAUGAGUGGUGGCCUAGACCGAUCCAAAUCGUCCAAUGGACAAUGGCUUCAGCUCCAUAUCAUCCAAUUUGUCUUCAAGCUCUCUUACGUAUACUUCACUCUACCGCACACGCAGUUCAAUGGUCACACGAACAUCGUCGGAAUCUCAAAGCAUUAACUGAUUUAGGCAUGUUCCGAGAAGUUUCUUCCUUGAGGGAAGUUACGGUAUUGUCCGAGCCAAAAGGUGGAGGACCGGUCGGAGUCAUGGCUUGGACUGGACCGGGAGUAUGGACUGAUGCUGUUUUGAGCUAUAUAAGGGUCAGAUACGGAGUACAAUGGACCGAUCUUCGGGAGUUGAAAGAACCAUUAAGGAUAGGUGAUGUGAUGGUUUUACCCGUAACUGGUUUCUCACCUGGCGUGGGUAAUUUCGGUAGUGAACCAGCUUGGCACCCACAAGCAAUGGUGGAACAUAAAUUCGAAGGAUCAUGGAAGAAUGCCAUACCUUGA